AUGUACGGGGGGUCGAAUACCAAGGAGGUGGUCGAACUAGCCUGGCAGGCCCGGUGGGAACAACAGAGAGCUAGUCAACAAAGUACUACUCGACAGAGGGUAUUAAACAGGAGGAUAGCCGACGAAGACCCCCCAGCCCUCUUAUUUACCGACAAAGCUCUGAUGAGACACGAAGGUCUUACAAAGGCGCAGAGCUCCCUCCUUUCCCAGGCCCGUAUCGGGGAUAUAGGCCUCCGGGACUACCUGUUCAGGGUGAAAGUCCCGGAGGUCCGUACCCCCUAUUGCGAGUGCGGGAGGGGCAGGGAGACAGUGGAGCACUUGGUGGUUUGGUGCCCCGACCCGCCGUUACAAAGGCCGUGGGACGGCAGAGAGAUUCGGUCACAUCGGGACCUACAAACCGUAUUACGGGGAGUAGGUGCCCGGAGCAGAAGAUUUGUUAGGAAGGUCCUUGGCUGGCUGAUGGACUCUGGCCGGCUACUGGAGUAUAGGCUGGCCAGAAGGCUGGAGCUAGAAACAGUGGAUGGGGAGGGCUAG
Molecule: messenger RNA, 534 nt
Organism: Chaetomium globosum CBS 148.51
Lineage: Eukaryota; Fungi; Ascomycota; Sordariomycetes; Sordariales; Chaetomiaceae
Exons: 1
Coding region: 1-534 (177 amino acids)
Source: RefSeq, a predicted model, not a curated record